Messenger RNA from Corythoichthys intestinalis (scribbled pipefish), 1883 nucleotides. It is a transcript of the gene nosip, whose product is annotated as nitric oxide synthase interacting protein. Gene Ontology annotation, molecular function: ubiquitin protein ligase activity. The record is from RefSeq and is a predicted model, not a curated record. The coding region runs from base 296 to 1210 and encodes 304 amino acids. NCBI's taxonomy places the organism in Eukaryota, Metazoa, Chordata, Actinopteri, Syngnathiformes, Syngnathidae. Gene Ontology annotation, cellular component: nucleus. The transcript is spliced from 9 exons.
AUGACGUCAUUAACAGCGCGCCUGAGCAGUGAACGGAAGCAAUUUUUCACUUGGUUGGUGAGGGAACAAUAUCGCAAAAUAUAAAGAAAACCCUGGCUACUGAUUAAAAGAGGAAAGAAUGACUGAUUAAUUCUAAACAUAUCUCCUGUCUCUCUCCGUUAAAACAAAACUUGUCGUCAAUUUAGCUUCCCGUGUUAUCGAUGAGUUGCGAGCUGAAUACAAGCUAACUAGCACUGCCAAUCUUGCAGCUUCUACGCAGUUUUUUUUCAUUAACUGGCCACAUUUCACUGACUAAAUGACUCGCCACGGCAAGAACUGCACAGCCGGAGCCGUCUACACGUACCACGAGAAAAAGAAAGAUACAGCGGCGUCUGGUUAUGGCACACAGAGCAUCCGCCUAGGAAAAGAUGCCAUCAAAGACUUUGACUGUUGCUGUUUGUCCCUGCAGCCCUGCCAGACUCCCGUGGUGACUCCUGAUGGAUUCUUAUAUGAAAAACAAGCCAUUCUUGAAUACAUUCUGCAUCAGAAGACAGACAUUGCUAGAAAGAUGAAAGCAUACGAGAAGCAAAAACAAGCUCAGAAGAAUGACAGUCAGCUUGUGUCCAAGUCAGAGGAACGUGAGAAAGUGGAAAAGUUUAAAAACAGGGAGAACAGCAUCGUUUCUAAACCCAUCAACCCUUUCAUUUCGGGGCAAAGCAAAGUAGGUGACAAAAUCAGAAGGGACAGUAGCUCUUCAGCAUCAACCUCCACUGGUUCAGUGGCCUCCUCCAGCCAGAAUUUGCCCAGCUUUUGGGUUCCUUCUCUGACACCAGAAGCUAAGCCCACCCUUCUCAAGAAACCAAGCAAGACUGUGUUGUGUCCGAUGUCGGGACAGCCAAUUAAGAUGAGCGAUCUGAUUACGGUGCGCUUUACCCCGGUAGACCCAAGCCUGGACCGAGUAGCCCUUAUCAACCGCCAGGACAGGUACGUGUGUGCGGUCACCAAAGAUGUUUUAGGCAACAGCGUUCCCUGUGCUGUCCUGCGACCAUCGGGGUGCGUGGUGACACAGGAGUGUGUGGAGAGACUCAUCAAGAUGGACAUGACUGAUCCUGUGAGUGGAGAAAAGCUCUCUGACAAAGACAUCAUCCCACUGCAGAGGGGAGGAACGGGUUUCGCAGGUGCUGGUAUCGAACUCAAGGCCAAAGAAGCUCGUCCAGUGAUGCAAGUGUGAAAGAUCAUCUCGGAAUUAGUAACGUAUUUUCCGGACUGUAUAGCACAAUUUUAAUACUUUGGCUGAGGUUGUGACUUACAUAAUGUUAAAAAAAUGGAUUUUUACAUUUUGUGAAAUGUUAUACUGUCUGACGAUGGAGUAAAAAAUAACCACAACCAGCCGCGAGAGGGCGCUCUUAUGAUCAAGACGCCAAGCAAUGUUAGUGCUGUAACAGUAUUGACUAUACCGUAUUUAUUAUAAUCUACCCAAGACAGUAUAAUUAGGAUUACAAAGGAUUAUCAGGAUUAUCAAUUUGGAGCAGUUUGAUUGAAUUAAUGAAGUGCUAUUUACGUUUUCAUGUAACAUUUUGUUUCUGAAGUAAUACUUACUAGUGACUGCGCAUGAGCAAAAAAUAGUGGUCACGACAUGGUUCGUUCUCCUCAAAAAAAUUCGACUUAUUGUCCGGUGCGACUUGUGUUUUUUUUCUUUGACACAUUUUUUGACUAGUUUGACUUGUACUCUAGAAUGUUUUAUACUCCGGAAUAUUACCGUAUUUUGGUUUCUAAAAAACUUUUUUUUCCUGUAGUACAUGCUCUCUUAUCCAUGAUCACUAUUUGAACAAUUUUGUUGCUUGUAAGAUUGUCAAUACCAUGCUUUGUUUUCAUAUGAAAUACAAAUAAAGGAACUAUAGUCA